Messenger RNA from Arachis stenosperma, 3922 nucleotides. RefSeq names its product kinesin-like protein KIN-14I. The transcript has 20 exons. Lineage: Eukaryota; Viridiplantae; Streptophyta; Magnoliopsida; Fabales; Fabaceae. The coding region runs from base 119 to 3718 and encodes 1199 amino acids. Gene Ontology annotation, molecular function: microtubule binding; microtubule motor activity; ATP binding. The record is from RefSeq and is a predicted model, not a curated record. Gene Ontology annotation, biological process: microtubule-based movement.
AUUCUAAUAACAGAUAAUUCAAGCCCCCAAGGAUUCUGUCCUAGUUACUGAUGGAGGAGCACCGAUUGUGUUUCAGUAUGGUGAAAAUGUGAAGAGUUUUAUUGAAGCUGUGGGAGAAAUGGGGAUUCCCACCUUCGAAGCUUCCGAUAUGGAAAAGGGUGGAAAUUUAUCAAGGGUGGUGAGUUGUUUGUUAGAGCUCAAAUCCUAUGCGGAAUGGGUACAGGGAGGGAAAAUUGGGUCAUGGAAAUUGGCUGGCCUUCCGAAUUCAAAGCCACCCUUGAUGAAAACCCUUCUAAGGAGAAACUCUGAACCAUCCAUGAUGAAAUCCAUGGGGAACACAUUAGGGGACAAAGAUUCUUCUGCUACUGACAAUGAUCCCAAGUCUAACCUCAUCCAGAUGAAUUCAACCUAUCCUUCUUUAAUUUCAUUAGUUCGUGAGCAUUUGUCAAAUAAGAGGACAGAAGAAAUUCCUUUUGUAGUUGAAUCCCUGCUCAGUCAAGUCAUGAAUGAGUUUGAACAGCGAUUGCUUGAACAACAUGAAAGGAUUAGAACAAUUCAACAAGAAAAAUUAUCAUCAUGUAAACCAGAUGAAGAUCGAUUGCCUGAAGGACAAGAAACGAAGGUUAAAGAAAAAGUAUCAUCAUCUAAACCAGAUGAAGAAAGAUUGCCUGAACGACAAGAAACGGUUAGAGAAAUUCAACAAGAAACAGCAUCACCAUUCAAACCAGAUAAACAGCGACUCAUUGAACAACAAGAAACGAAGCUUAAAGAAAUUCAAGAGCAACUAAGAGCAGCUCAACAAGAGCUGCUUAGAGCAGCUCAACAAGAGCAGCUUAGAGCAGUUCAACAAGAACAGCUUAGAGCAGUUCAACAAGAUAAAGUAUCAUCAUCUAAACCAGAACCUUUGGUUUCAAAAGCUGCUCCUAUUGACGAAGAGAUGGAAGAAAAGGAAGAGAAGAUAGAUACAAAAGAAGAAACAAUGGAAGAAAUGAUGGAAGAAACACAGGCCGAAGAGGUUGAGAUGGAAGAAGAGGAGGAAGAAAUAGAUGAGAUGGAAGAAAAGGGAGAAGAAACAAAAGAUCUAGAUCUUCCUCGGGACAAUGGACCAAGCCUCGAGUUCUUAAGACAACAAGAGAAUAUCCGAAAAGAAGAGUUACUCCGACAAGAAGAGAUAAUCCGACAAGAGAGAGCUCGACAUGAAGAGAUAAUCCGAGAAGGGGAGAGAGUCCGACAAGAAGAGUUAAUCCGACAAGAAGAGAUAAUCCGACAAGCGGAGAGAGCUCGACAAGAAGAGAUAAUCCGACAAGGGGAGAAACUCCGACAAGAAGAGUUAAUCCGACACGAAGAGAUAAUCCGAGAAGGGGAGAGAGUCCGACAAGAACUAAUCCGAGAAGGGGAGAGAGUCCGACAAGAAGAGUUAAUCCGACAAGAAGAGAUGAUCCGACAAGCGGAGAGAGCUCGACAAGAAGAGAUAAUCCGAGAAGGGGAGAGAAUCCGACAAGAAGAGUUAAUCCGACAAGAAGAGAUAAUCCGACAAGCGGAGAGAGCUCGACAAGAAGAGAUAAUCCGACAAGGGGAGAAACUCCGACAAGAAGAGAGAGCUCGACACGAAGAGAUAAUCCGGCAACACGAGAUAACCCUGCAACAAGAGAGAGCUCGGCAAGAAGAGAUGAUCCGGCAACAAGAGAUAGCCCGACAACAAGAAAGAUCCCGACAGCAAGCGAUAGUCCAACGACAAAACAAGAGUCUCCAGGAUUUGAAAACUAUAGUCCAUCAAACAAAAUCAGGAGUACAGGCUAUGCACAUGAAGUACCAGGAAGAUUUCCUUGUACUAUGCAAGCAUGUGCGUAGCUUAGUUUCUGCUGCUGCAGGAUAUCAGAAAGUUCUUGAGGAGAACCGUAAGUUAUAUAAUCAAGUGCAGGAUCUGAAAGGGAAUAUUAGGGUGUACUGCAGAGUUAGACCCUUCUUGGGCGCUCCAUCGCCCAAUCAGAGUGUCGGUAGUAUUGAUGAUGGAAGUAUCUCAAUCUUAACACCUUCAAAUUAUGGGAAAGAGGGGAAGAAGACAUUCAAUUUUAACAAAUGUUUUGGUCCUAGUGCAACACAAUCACAAGUUUUCGCCGACACACAACCUCUGAUUCGGUCAGUGUUGGAUGGAUACAAUGUCUGCAUAUUUGCCUAUGGCCAAACAGGAUCAGGAAAAACAUUCACUAUGUCUGGGCCAGACGAUCUUACCGAGGAAACCAUGGGUGUCAACUACCGUGCCCUGAAUGAUCUUUUCCUACUUCAGGAUCAGAGGAAGGACACCAUUAUCUAUGAGAUUGGUGUUCAGAUGCUUGAGAUUUACAAUGAGCAAGUCAGAGAUCUACUAUCCACAGAUGGAGCUACCAAAAAAUUAGAAAUUCGCAACCGUUCCCAGAACGGACUCAAUGUGCCUGAUGCCAACCUUGUUCCUGUUGCAACAACUGCUGAUGUCAUAAACUUGAUGAACUUGGGAAACAAGAAUCGAGCUGUUGGUUCUACUGCCAUGAACUCUCGUAGUAGCCGUUCUCACAGUUGCCUAACAGUUCAUGUUCAAGGAAAAUACCUGACAUCGCCGAAAACCAUUCAUGCUAGCUUGCAUCUGGUUGAUCUAGCAGGAAGCGAAAGGGCUGAUAAAACUGAAGCCACUGGAGAUAGGCUCAAGGAAGCUCAGUAUAUCAACAAGUCACUUUCUGCCUUGGGAGAUGUUAUCUCUUCCCUUGCUGCAAAGAGUUCCCAUGUUCCCUACAGGAACAGCAAACUCACCCAACUGCUUCAAGAUUCUCUUGGUGGGCAAGCAAAGACACUAAUGUUUGUUCAUAUUAGUCCUGAGCCUGAUGCAGUUGGAGAAACACUUAGUACACUUAAGUUUGCAGAACGUGUUGCCACUGUUGAACUUGGUGCUGCUAAAGCUAACAAUGCUGGUGGUGAUAAUAAAGCUGGUAAUAACGCUAAUACUAGUGGUGGUAGCAGCAAAGAUGGUGCUGAUGUCAAAGAUCUCAAAGACCAGAUUGCUAGCUUGAAGGCAGCUUUAGCAAGGAAGGAUGCAGAACUAGAACAAUAUCAAGGCAUGAACCUUGAUGGAGCAAAGUUGAAUAAAUCUCAUGGAUCCACUCCUUCACUACGUAAUUUGGGUUCUACUGGAGGUGCUAGGAAGCUGCCAAGAGAUGAUUCUGCUAACUCAGAGGGCCAAAACCAGGACGAAUCGAAGCUGAAAAGAAGAAGCUUAGAUUACGAGGACAUGGAAACUGGGUAUGAAAAUUCUGGGGACUGGAUGAACAACCAUAAUAAUAAGAUGGCAAUGGCAAUGGCAAUGAAGAGGAAUGAUAGCUUAACUAGUAAUGAUAGCCUAGUGGCACAAUGGGAAGCAGAUAACAAACCAUCAUCUCCAUCUUCUAGUCCAACUUCAUAUGAUUAUGAUGAUGAUAUGGCAACCAAUGAUAAUUCAUCUGAGGCAUCAGACAUGAACUGGCAACCAACACCUAAAUCAACCUCCUCCACUCCUUCAAAUGCCUCAUCAAGCCUUAAACCAAAGAAAACAACAACAACUGCUCCUCUUAAACCAACAAAGACCGCGGACAGGAGUCCUGCAUCAUCAGCUCCCACACCAGCAGCAAAGAAACCAGCAGCAGCAGUAGGUAGUCAAGUAAAAAAGGUUGCAGCCACUGAUGUAAAGAAAAGAGUUGGGGGUGCCAAGUGAAAAGUUGUUGUUACAUUACAACUAUUAAUGCCAAUUCAUGUUUUCUUGCUCCACUACUGCAUGUAUUUAAAAUCUUUGUGAAGGGAAGAGAGAGUGGUUUUUAUAUGUCUAUGUAUGUAUAUUAUUCUUUGCAGCGUUACAAUGCGUAAGUUGGUGCCAAACUAUAUGAAAAGAUAUGGUGUAAAAGAACAAAAGGAGAUUCAA